CUUUCUUCUUCUUCUUCUGAUCAGCGUUCAAAGAAUCGAAAGCGUACAUCACAGCCCUUUUUACUGGGUAGUUCCUUGCGAUGCAUGCAGGCUCACCUCUCAGCGGGCUGCAAGGCCAUAGAGCACGUCUCUGUUCAGUGAUCCCCUUAAGACACCAUUGCAUAUCAUCUUCACACCACCAGCCUUUUAAGUUGACAUAUGCAAAGCCACAAGCGCGCAAUGCCCGGGAUCAGAGACCUGCCGGCAGGUUUGUGGUCAAGGCAGAGGCAUCGGCAGGGAGCAGUAUUGCAGCGCCCCAAGCGAACACUAGCACGUCAAAGGAUUGGGAAACAUUCCAGAAGAAUGCAUCAGGCGAGUGGGAAGGAAUUACUGCAACCUUCAACGCUCAGGGUGAAGCACUGGAACUGCCAGAGCGCUUUGUGCCCUCAGCCUACAGGGAGUGGGAGGUGCACCUGUUCGACUGGCAGUCGCUGUGCAGCAUGCAAGUGCUCGGGGAGGAGGGUCUGCAGUACAGCCUCAAACGCAUGAUGCCCACCGUUGGGUGCGAGGCGGACGCAGUGGCGUUCACAGAGGAGGCGCAGAGGGGACUGAGCGCAGCAGAAGUCUCCAGAUCUGGCAGUACAGACUGGCCAGCUGGCUUGCCAUGGACCGCAGACGGCAGCUAUGCGCUCGUACCGCACGAAAUUACAGCGGAAGAGUCAAAUGUGCGGCUGGAGACUUGCCUCGUGCGGCCCAGGACCGGGCCGCUGGAUGCUCAGCAGCGCACGAGGCUUGUGCACCACCUGAGGCGGCAGGCUGAGACCGGGGAAUGGCAGAUUGACAGUGUCGAGGUGCACCACGAGCGCUUCCUAGCGCCGUACAACGGCGGCGCUGAGCUGGCGGGCUGCGGCGGGGGGAUGUCGGCGUUCGCACAGAAGCGCCCGGAUUCCGAGAAGCUGGCGGAAGCUGCGCGGCGCGCCGGGGACGGCUGCGGUGCUGUUCAGCUUGUGAGAGAGCAGAGCGGCGGGUUUGCGCGGAAGAGCGGCAACUUUUCCAUAGAAAGGUUGCUGUCAGCUGCAAGUGAGGAAGGGCUGGUGCUGGCCAGCAGUGUGGUGACAUCUGUUAACAGCCCAGAUUCAAAUUCGAUUUCAAAUGGCGCACCAGGGUUGACGCUUACCAUAGCAGUGCUGCAUGAGCGUCGCGAAGAGAGUAUUGAGUCAGUAAGCGCGGCAGUGGUGUCUUAUCUGGAUGGAAGCCUUCAGGAGGUGUCAUUUGCAAGUCAAUCUCUUUAGCGUUAGCAUAUGAGAGUGCCAUUUAUACCUGUGCGUGGAUUAUUCCAGAACCACGGAAUUUCAACACUGCCACAGAUUUAUUGAUUCGAGGACCCCACUGGGUUCCAGAGACUGGGCCACCCAAUUGAGUUGAUUGACAAAGCUGCUUGCAGGUGCUCAUUCGCCUGUUCCACCGUGAGAAGGAAUAUAUAUGAUGACUCAGACAAUUACACACCUUUCCAAUAGAAAAUGUUCAGAG
Coccomyxa subellipsoidea C-169 is the source of this 1509-nucleotide messenger RNA. RefSeq lists its product as hypothetical. The record is from RefSeq and is a predicted model, not a curated record. Bases 81 to 1271 code for a protein of 396 amino acids. The transcript has 5 exons. NCBI's taxonomy places the organism in Eukaryota, Viridiplantae, Chlorophyta, Trebouxiophyceae, Coccomyxaceae.